Molecule: messenger RNA, 1336 nt
Organism: Toxorhynchites rutilus septentrionalis
Lineage: Eukaryota; Metazoa; Arthropoda; Insecta; Diptera; Culicidae
Gene: slf
Exons: 3
Coding region: 16-918 (300 amino acids)
Source: RefSeq, a predicted model, not a curated record
CCAGCCGAGCUUUGAAUGUGUGACGCGGUCUGUGUAUGCAAAGCUUGCAACUUCGCUAUAAAAUCCCAACACCCCGAUGGGUUCACUUUUGUUUUCGUUCGAGUGUCUGUCUAUCUAGAUAAGGCAGGGAGCACCUUCGGAGCUCUAAGGAAAAAGUAUAUUUUGUGGUUCAGCUCUUUGUGCUACAGUACCAAAAGAAGUGAACACGAGAUGAAGGUAGUAGUUUUAGUGCUGGCGUCACUGAUCGCCAUAUGCCUAGCCGAACCAAAGCCAGCCAUCAACGAAAUCAGAUCGAACCAGCAGCAGAAACCUGGCCGAUUCCUAUCACUGCCGGUGCCAGAGAAAUGCGCGUCACGUCCAAAGGAGUUUAAUUAUCGCGGACACAAUUACUUCUACAGUGGUCAUGUUCCCGCCCUUGCUGAUAAGCGCGUCGACUGGUUGGACGGACGCAAUAUUUGCCGCGAGUACUGCAUGGACCUGGUUUCGCUCGAGACUCAGGAGGAAAACAAUCUGAUUUUCCGUUUGAUCCAGCAAAACGAUGUCCCAUACAUCUGGACGGCUGGCCGUCUCUGUGACUUCAAGGGCUGCGAAAACCGAGCAGAUCUGGAACCAAAGAACAUUUUUGGAUGGUUCUGGUCUAACAACCGCGAGAAGAUCCAAAGCACCAACAAGAUCCCCAACGGCUGGGGCUACAAUCCAUGGAGCAAGUCCGGGCACAAGAAAAUCCCACAGCCAGACAAUGCCGAAUUCGACAUCAACCAGACCACCGAAUCCUGUCUGUCCGUUCUCAACAACGUGUAUAACGAUGGUAUCGGUUGGCACGAUGUUGCUUGCUACCACGAGAAACCAAUUGUCUGCGAGGAUUCCGAGGAACUGCUGAACUACGUGGCUGCCACAAAUCCUGGAAUUCGUCUGUAAUUUUUUAGUGUAGUAAAAAAACAACUUUUAGUAUAAGAACCACUCCUCGAGAAAGAAGUAAAAUAACAUUAAUCUACAUUGCCAAACUUUCUUCUCACCCUAAUCGCUGGAUACUAUCCCUGUUUAGACCACACUGUUCUGUGCGAUAGUUUUUCCACCGCCACGAAAUGAAAGCACAAGGAACUUUCAACGUGAUGAACUUAACACGCGAGAGAUAAAAAAAACCGUCACAAGUAAAGCGACGACGUGGAGAACAAAACUGCAAGCAAAACACACUGCGAAAUGUUAUCUAAAUGUAUAUUUAUUUUAUAAAUAGUAUUUUUUUAUAUUUUCCCCUGUAACUUCCAUGAGACUUAGGAUACUGCAAACAAAUGAUGUGAAGAAAAAGAAUAAACGUGCGAAAUUGUUACAGUAUGAA